This is a messenger RNA of Xyrauchen texanus (razorback sucker), 1075 nucleotides long. RefSeq lists its product as uncharacterized. The coding region runs from base 53 to 895 and encodes 280 amino acids. The transcript has 3 exons. NCBI's taxonomy places the organism in Eukaryota, Metazoa, Chordata, Actinopteri, Cypriniformes, Catostomidae. The record is from RefSeq and is a predicted model, not a curated record.
AGCUGAACGAAGGGCAGCUGUUCAGGACACAUAUGGCUGCAUACAGUGGGACAUGAAAUUCAUGCCAAUAAGUGAGACACUGGAAAGCCAGCAGGAGAAAAAAGACAAAUUGAAUGUGCUGAGUGAACAGGCAACCUUUAGUCCAGAGGAGGUCAAAACUCUUAUGAAGGACACCUACUUCUCCCAGCGUAAAGCAGUAAACAGUGGAACAGAUCUGCAAUCACUCAUGGAAGAGUGGCCUUUUUUGUUUAAGGAGAUUGGAAUGAUGGUUCACUUUCAUGACCUUACUGGUGUAUCACUAAAAGAGACAUUCCUCAGUAAUGUCGAGAAAAAGGGAAAACGGGUUCUGGACUUCAUGAGAGGCGUUUCUGCAGACAAGAGCAAACUAGUUUUGCAGGCUGUAACAAAGCUCAAAGUUUUGAGAGGAAAGUUGGAGGGCUGCUCAGAAGAUGUUAAGGAUUUGGUGCUCCUCAUACUCUCAUACUUCCAUGAAAACGAGGAAAACCUCUUCUACUAUGUUGAAGAAACCUGCACGGCGAAAGAAGUACAAGUGGAAAGCUUGCCUGCGACACCAUGUGUCAUUGUAUGUGGAACAUCAUGUUAUGCUGCAAAGCAAUUCAUGCUGAGUGUAGACCAAAAAAUUGUGAAUGACCAGAUCCCCAACUUCAUCUCUGCUGUCUGCAUGAUGUUUGCAAGCUAUUACUGCCUCAAUAUCCACUAUCCUGUGGGUCUGGGCUCCACACUUGAGUUUCUUCAGAGGUGUUUCUUCAAUAUCAAUCCUGAGAAGGGCACAAAAGUGGAAAUGAAGAAAAACAAGAAGCAACUAUCAGUGAAUCCAAGAGUCCUCACACUGAUCGCUGAUCUCUCUGAUCAUGAGUGGAGAGAGACAGGUUGAAUAUGGACCUUCAGUUAACGUGCUGUUUAAGUGCUGUGUUAACACUUUAAAUGGAUAAGUUAUAUGGAACAGUAUCCAGUUUACUGUUAUGUUAACCACUAACAGAAAAAGUAUUCUCUGAGGUUUUGGGUUAAAGGAACACGCCGACGUUUUGGGACUUUAGCUUCUUCACCGUAUCCC